Daldinia loculata is the source of this 2509-nucleotide messenger RNA. RefSeq names its product cholinesterase. The transcript is spliced from 4 exons. Lineage: Eukaryota; Fungi; Ascomycota; Sordariomycetes; Xylariales; Hypoxylaceae. The record is from RefSeq and is a predicted model, not a curated record. The coding region runs from base 461 to 2461 and encodes 666 amino acids.
UCACUUUUCUUUGUUCAUUCAUCAUUUAUCGCCGCGUGGAAUAUUUUUUCUAUCUUUGUAAAAGCUGGAGGCUCGGUGCCUUAUACUACGAUUGCCGGACCGACUUCUGCUUUUGAUUCAGCCUAAGAAUACGACUGCGACUUUGACAGUCGACUCUAGGCUUGUUUAGGAUGUUGGGGUACAUGAUUCCCACACGAUAUCCACAUCCACGUUCCCCAUCUCACCUCAACUAGUUCUCUUUAGGCCUAUACCUGGGAUAAUAUGCUUGUGCAAUGAAUUGUUGUUGGCAGAGACAUACGAAGGGCCGAGGAGACGGUACGUGGUGACUCCGGAUUCCGGUGGAAACUGCAAUAUUUACUGUUGAUUUGCGCCAUAACGAAUAAACAUUGGGUUUUCACCUAGGUGGCUACUAUUUUUAUGUGUAAGCCGGUAUGGUCCUAUACACGUAACUAUUUUCACGAUGCUGUCGGGAUUGCUAUUCGUGGUCUUCGCCAUCGGAGCUGUAGCAACUCCGUCUCCGCAGACCCUAGACUCCAGUCUUACGUUGCUAAUUGACAAUGAUCUACAAGGGGCGAGUAGCCCUGUAUCCAACUCCGGGGUUUUGCUGCUAGAAGCGCGGUCGUUAGAGAACGCUGGCAAGACAUGCGAGGCGGUGGGCGAACAGCUCUGGUCGCUUAAGUUAGGAACGAAAAGUAUCCAAGCCAACUUGAAUUAUCUCAAGUAUGUAGACCCCGAUUUGGGUCUCUCGCAAUUCUGGGUUGCGUCUGGGAACCAGUCGGCUCGGGCUAUAGACAUAUAUGGUCGCAUAGUUCAUGCAGAACCGGAGGCCAAGCUCCCGGUUUUAUGCUCCCAGUCAGCACCAUUUUCCAACGUGACGGCUCAGGAUACGGGCGAGAGAUGGCAGGUCACUGUGAAUUCCAACAAUGAAUUCCUUACGGGGUACCGUGACCGCCUGAGUUUUCGCUUCUUAGGGGUUCGAUAUGCACCGCAACCUAAGCGGUUCACAUAUUCUGAGCCUUACGUCGGCAAUGGGGGUGAGGUUUCUGCAUUGGAGUAUGACUCUCAGUGCGUUCAGGCAGGGAAUAUCGGGUCUGAAGAUUGCUUGUUUCUGAAUAUUUGGACUACUCACAUUCCAGCCAAGCCUACUACUAAAAAGCUCAAACCAGUCAUGUUUUGGAUACACGGAGGUUCGUUUAUAAACGGGGCAGCAAGCGAUCCUACGUUCGACGGAGGCAAUCUAGCGUCAAGGGGCGAUGUCGUCGUGGUUACUGUCAACUAUCGGUUGAAUACCCUCGGAUUCCUAGCCUUGAAUGACGGUGUCACUAAUGGUAAUUUCGGCCUUGCUGACCAGGUUAACGCUCUUGAGUGGGUACGGAAGAAUAUCAAGGACUUUGGUGGUGACCCUGAUAGGAUCACCAUAUUUGGACAGUCUGCCGGCGCGGGGAGUGUCCAAGCCCUGAUAGCCUCCCCAAAGUCGAUCGGCAAGUUUGCAGGGGCUAUACCCGUUAGCAAUCUUGCCAGUAAAGAUCCCAGCACGGGCUACACGACAUAUUACACGAUCGAAGAGGAAGUCGAGGCGCUAGGAAAUACUAUCUUGAAGGAAACUGGUUGUGCGAAUGCUACGUCUCAAGUAGACUGCCUGCGGUCUAUAUCACCUCAUACUCUCGCGGGAGGCCUAAGCACCUUUGCUAGGUCCCCGGUUGUUGACGGGACAUAUCUCACAUCCGACAAACUUCAACUCGAAGGGCCUACGCUUCCGGUUCGUAUCAUGAUGGGAACCAUUCGCGACGACGGCGGUCCAUUCAUCAGUUACCCUACGACGACGAACCAGACAGAGUAUCUUACAUCCCAAGGCUACGACCUGCCGCCGCCAGACCUCUUCCCAAUUCCCAAUAUAGAGAACAAGACUUUAGCUCUGUUCAACAUGGCCACUCGUCUUGUUACAGACAGUAUUUUCCGAUGCGGUAAUCAAGCUACAGUGUUCAGCGGUCUCCGGAAUAAUCGAUUCCACCCCGUCUACUUCUACGAGUUCAACAGGACCUACCAGCUUCCAGACUGGCCGAAGCUCGACGCCUGCGAGCCGCCCAAGACAACCUCUCGCCCCCACGGUGAUCCGAACGGCGAGUAUCUCAAAUGUCAUUCAGGCGAGCUAUACUACAUCUUCGGCAACCUAGCCCGACAAGGCCUGCCUAUGCGGGACGAAUUUGAUUUAUUGUUCGAACAGUUUAUCCUGGACUCUUUCAGUUCGUUUGCAAGAUCGUUCGAUCCUAACCCCGACGUCGAGUUUCUUAAGGCUAGGGGUUUCCAGAGCACGUUAGGGGAAAUCGAACGCUCGGGGAGGUGGCAGCCCUCCACCUCGGAAGGGGCGAUGACAAGACGGAUCUUGCAAUGGCCCGGCGUUCAGGGGCCGUUUACGGAGGCGGAGCAAUGCGAGUAUAUAGGUUUGGCUUGGGACCAGUAGGUACCUAAGCUAUGUAUAUCGUACGUGUCACUAUACAGAAUAGACUUC